Danaus chrysippus (African queen) is the source of this 1785-nucleotide messenger RNA. The record is from the annotation of a GenBank genome assembly. NCBI's taxonomy places the organism in Eukaryota, Metazoa, Arthropoda, Insecta, Lepidoptera, Nymphalidae.
AUGAUCAACAUAGCGGGCGUGAUCUCCAUCAUCCUGUUCUACGUCCUCAUCCUGGCCGUGGGGAUCUGGGCGGGGCGCAAGAAGCCGCCAGGGAACGACUCCGAGGAAGAGGUCAUGCUGGCAGGACGGUCCAUUGGAUUGUUUGUUGGCAUCUUCACUAUGACCGCGACGUGGGUCGGUGGAGGCUACAUCAACGGCACCGCUGAAGCCAUCUAUACUUCAGGGCUGGUGUGGUGUCAGGCGCCCUUCGGGUACGCCCUGUCACUCGUGUUUGGCGGUAUCUUCUUCGCCAAUCCGAUGCGUAAGCAGGGCUACGUGACCAUGUUGGAUCCUCUCCAGGACUCGUUCGGUAGUCGUAUGGGAGGUCUGCUCUUCUUGCCCGCACUCUGUGGGGAGGUGUUCUGGGCUGCCGGCAUCCUCGCAGCACUUGGCGCCACGCUGGCCGUCAUCAUCGACAUGGACCACCGCACGUCGGUCAUCUUCAGCGCCUGCGUGGCCGUGUUCUACACCCUGUUCGGAGGCCUGUACUCCGUGGCCUACACGGACGUCAUCCAGUUGUUCUGCAUCUUCAUCGGCCUCUGGAUGUGCAUCCCCUUCGCCUGGGCCAACGAACACGUCAAACCUCUCAGCUCUAUGGAAGUCGACUGGAUAGGAAAGAUCGACCCGGAGUAUUACUGGUUCUACGUGGACUACGGGUUACUGCUCAUCUUUGGAGGGAUCCCGUGGCAGGUAUACUUCCAGCGUGUUCUAAGCAGCAAGACCGCCGGCCGAGCCCAAGUUCUGUCGUACGUGGCAGCUAUAGGUUGUAUCUUCAUGGCCAUACCGCCCGUACUUAUUGGAGCCAUCGCUAAAGGCACCGCAUGGAACGAGACCGAGUACCACGGCCCGUUGACAGCUGACGGUGAGUUAACGUCUGAGCAGACCUCUAUGAUCCUGCCGCUCGUGCUCCAACACCUCACUCCAGACUUCGUGUCAUUCUUCGGUCUGGGCGCCGUCUCAGCGGCUGUCAUGUCGUCAGCUGACUCCAGUGUACUCAGCGCGUCCUCUAUGUUUGCGAGGAACGUGUACAAGUUGAUAUUCCGUCAGAACGCCUCUGAGAUGGAGAUCAUUUGGGUGAUGCGUGUGUCCAUACUGGUGGUGGGAGUUCUCUCCACCAUCAUGGCUCUCACCAUCCCUUCUAUAUACGGCUUGUGGUCGAUGUGUUCGGACCUGGUGUACGUGAUCCUGUUCCCCCAACUGUUGAUGGUGGUUCACUUCAAGCAUCACUGUAACACGUACGGCUCGCUGGCGGCCUACAUCGUCGCUUUAAUGGUCCGCCUGUCUGGUGGUGAGAAGCUCCUGGGUCUGCCCGCUCUCAUCCACUACCCUGGCUGGGAUGAGGUCAACGAGGUGCAGCUGUUCCCAUUCAGAACACUAGCUAUGGUGCUGUCACUAUUCACACUGGCGUUCAUCUCCUGGCUAUCCGUGUUCUUGUUCAACUCCGGUUACUUGAGUCCUGAAUCUGAUUACUUUAACUGCGUCGUGAACAUCCCCGAGGACAUCAGGAGAGUGGACGAGCCGUCCGAGGCCGGGGAACAGAUGUCUGUGUUGGGAGGAGUUCCCGGACGACUGUAUGGAGCUGCGUCCACACUCGUGGGCCCGGACGAGAAGUCAGGAAGGAUCAACCCGGCCCUGGAACCCGACGACGACGACCUGGACGACCCCAACGACGGACCCACGCCGCUCUUUGGAACCAGCAGCGCGCCCCCGCCCGUCCAACCGUUCGGAAAACAGACGGCUUUCUGA